Molecule: messenger RNA, 1825 nt
Organism: Eucalyptus grandis
Lineage: Eukaryota; Viridiplantae; Streptophyta; Magnoliopsida; Myrtales; Myrtaceae
Product: tRNA-specific adenosine deaminase subunit TAD2-like
Exons: 7
Coding region: 884-1408 (174 amino acids)
Biological process (GO): tRNA wobble adenosine to inosine editing
Molecular function (GO): zinc ion binding; tRNA-specific adenosine-34 deaminase activity
Source: RefSeq, a predicted model, not a curated record
GGUAAUUUAUUGAAAUAAGUAGGUGUAGUCUAGGUUUAAAGGAAAAACAAGCAAGGCAAAGUGCAACAAAGGGAAGUUGGGUGUACAUGGGGUGGCUUAGUCCCCUUUUCAGGCAAAAAACUGAGUCAAUCCGGGUGCUGUAGGUUGAGAGGGAGGGAGGGAUGGAUUUGGGUGCUUUGAGUUGUCUAGGAAAUGUGGAUUUGUAGUAUGUGCCUAUUUAUAAAGAUGUGCAGCAAGUGAUAGGUUUGCCAGGACAAUUAAAAUUGUCAGAAGCUUCGAUCACUGGGAUAGGACUCUAUGUUAAGUUUCAUAAGGCUUUUGAAGAGGCAAAACCAGAGAGGAAUGAAGAAAAUGCAAUGAGAUGGCAAGCCACCAGGAAAGGUGUUUGCUUGACGGUGGAAUCCUUUUACCACCUUUUGACUUUAGCACCUAGGGAGAAUUUAAAACCAAAUUUCCUUGGAGCUGGAGAAUAAUGUGAACAUCGGUUGUACCCAUGGAUAAUUGGUUGGGUGGUUAUUUUCUUUGGCACUGUGGUGUGGAUAUGGAAAAAGAAAAAAAUCACUAGAAACACAGAGUUUACAUAAGUUAUUCAGUGGAAUAGAGACAAAAUCCCAAGAUGCUGAUUGUCAAUUCUGAUUUGCAAGGGCUUCACAAUAGGGAUCUCUCUUUAUCCUUAUAUGCCAUAGCAUUUGUAAAGGAAAAUGACCCAGAAGCUAAAAACGCCAGGAAGCUUCUUGAAUGUUUGAGUGAAAGCUCAUUAACGAAAGAAAAGCCUCUGAGGCAAAGCAUGCGUUGGACAGCCUUGAAGUUCCAGUUGGGUAAGAUAAUGGUUUUCAGUAACCAGAUUGGACUCUUUGAUUGAAUAGCUGUGUGAUUGUUGAAGAUGGGAACGUUAUUGCGGCAGGAAGUAACCGGACUAACGAGACACGGAAUACAUGCAGAGAUGGAAGCUCUUGAUAUUCUUCUUGUACAGUGGCAGAGGACUGGAUUUACGGCUGCAGAAGUUGCAGAGAAGUUUUCAGCAUGCUUCCUUUAUGUGACAUGUGAACCAUGCAUAAUGUGUGCAGCAGCAUUAUCGAACAUUGGUAUAAAGGAAGUAUAUUAUGGUUGUGCAAAUGAUAAAUUUGGAGGCUGUGGCUCAAUACUGUCUUUGCAUUCAAGUAGCUCUGAGGCAUGUUUUAGCUCCAAAGCCUCACAGGUCACGGGUUACUCAGGCUUAAAAUUAGAUCUGCGUGCAUUGAUUCUUCCUGUUGAAUCUUCUCAUGCCUUUGCACUACUAGGUGAAAACUUUGAACUUAUGAUUCCUUGCUUUUCUGAAAAUCAUGUACAUCAUGUAGAGAUGGAACGAUUAUUGGUUACUUGUGCGUAUAACAAGUGUAGCGCAUGGCGUGACCUUGCUGUAUUUUAGCCUUUUAGCAACAGAAUGGCAUGGAUUAGGGUGCUGUGGCAAUGUUUCUUGCUGUGGCUGUAUGAUAUGAUGCUCAUGCGACUUUUGAGUAUACCUACAGCUAUAAAUUCGCUUGUAUGGUGUUUGCCAAUGACGAUGAGGCACUAUUAAGGUCUUAGAGAUGAAGUUAGACAACAUACUUGUUCUUUGUUCCUGAUUGUUGGUUUAUUUUGAUUAUUUUGUUCAUUGUUCUUAAUCCUGUCGCCAUCUCUUCAUUUGACUAAAACCUAAAGUCAAACUUGCAGUUCAAGGUAGUUCCUAUUCUUAAGGUGAACUCAUGGAAAAAUUACUUUCAAACUAUAGUUUUGUGACUCUUUGUAUUCUACAUUAAAGUACAAAUCUGGAUGUGAGAUCAUUGUUGCAGAUUCGGCAUAGUAA